GCGCGGUCUGAACGGAAGAGCUUUAGCCUUAGCUUUCUUCCACUCUCAUUUUUACUCCAAAUAGAAAACCAAAAAUUCCAUUAAAAUUUCACUUCAUCAGUCCUUUCCUUUCCCUCUCUUUCUUCUUCGUUCUUCCCAUUCAAAAAGGCUUCCCCCCGCCAUUCCCAGAUUCUUGUUUACAACAUAUUUUUGCUUCUGCUUAGCCCUAAUUUCCCUGGGAAUAUGCCGAGAGAGAUCAUCACUCUUCAAGUUGGACAAUGUGGGAACCAGAUCGGAAUGGAGUUCUGGAAGCAGCUUUGCCUCGAGCAUGGAAUCAGCAAAGACGGCAUUCUUGAAGAUUUUGCUACUCAGGGAGGUGACCGGAAAGAUGUAUUCUUCUAUCAAGCCGAUGAUCAGCACUACAUACCAAGAGCUUUACUUAUUGACCUGGAGCCCAGGGUCAUUAAUGGUAUCCAGAACAGUGAAUAUCGAAAUCUCUACAACCACGAGAACAUCUUUGUUUCAGAUCAUGGAGGUGGUGCUGGAAAUAACUGGGCCAGUGGAUAUCAUCAGGGAAAGGGCGUUGAAGAGGAUAUCAUGGACAUGAUUGACAGAGAAGCAGAUGGAAGCGAUAGCCUUGAGGGUUUUGUUCUAUGCCACUCAAUUGCUGGAGGGACAGGAUCGGGCAUGGGUUCAUAUCUUCUGGAGACUCUGAAUGAUCGCUACAGCAAAAAACUGGUUCAGACGUACAGUGUUUUUCCUAAUCAGAUGGAAACAAGUGAUGUUGUAGUCCAGCCUUACAACUCACUUUUGACUUUAAAGCGACUAACACUCAAUGCUGAUUGUGUUGUUGUUCUUGAUAAUACUGCCCUAAAUAGAAUAGCUGUAGAACGCCUUCAUCUAUCAAAUCCAACCUUUGCACAAACAAACUCCUUAGUGUCGACUGUAAUGUCAGCUAGCACAACCACUUUGAGAUACCCAGGAUAUAUGAACAAUGACUUGGUUGGACUCUUGGCCUCUCUAAUUCCAACACCAAGAUGCCAUUUUCUAAUGACAGGAUACACACCACUCACGGUUGAGCGCCAGGCUAAUGUGAUAAGGAAAACCACUGUUCUUGAUGUCAUGAGAAGACUUCUCCAGACAAAAAAUAUUAUGGUCUCCUCGUAUGCUCGAACAAAAGAAGCUAGUCAAGCAAAAUACAUAUCAAUAUUGAAUAUCAUACAGGGAGAAGUGGACCCUACACAGGUUCAUGAAAGUUUGCAGAGAAUACGUGAAAGAAAGCUGGUGAAUUUUAUUGAGUGGGGGCCUGCCAGCAUUCAGGUUGCACUCUCACGGAAAUCUCCAUAUGUUCAAACUGCCCAUAGGGUCAGUGGUCUUAUGUUAGCUAGCCAUACCAGUAUCCGGCAUCUUUUCAGCAAGUGUUUGAGCCAGUAUGAGAAGUUGAGAAAGAAGCAAGCUUUUCUUGACAACUAUCGGAAGUUCCCAAUGUUUGCUGACAAUGACCUCUCUGAGUUUGAUGAAUCAAGAGAUAUAAUCGAAAGUUUGGUUGAUGAAUACAAGGCUUGUGAGUCGCCAGAUUAUAUCAAAUGGGGAAUGGAGGAUCCUGACCAGAUUCUUACAGGAGAGGGAAAUGCUUCGGGGACAGCAGACCCAAGUUUGGCCGUCUGACAAGGCAAAUAAGGUCAUGUUAAUGGAGGUCUUCCAUUUGCGUCAAUGAGGUGUCUUUUGUUUUUUAUGUUUUGGGACCGUUUGUGUGAUGAAGAGUGAGGCUUGUGGCAUUGGCAUCAUAGUUGAGAACAGCAUUGUUCAUCCUACCAUCCACAUGUGAUCACUGGCUUUCUCUUCCAACCUAAAACAUUCAUUUUACAGUGAGUGCCAGGGUUGGCUGCAGGAAGACCGGUCUACGUCCAUGAUUGAAACAUUUACUGAUUUUGAUGGACCAUUAUUUUCAAAUUGCAUAUAUAUACCGACGUUGAAUGAAUAGGAUGGUGGCAGUAUCUCUUAGUUGUUUUUGUGAUUUUAUGAUUCUGAGUGGGGUUUGUAAAGAGUGUUUGUUUCAACCUCAUUACUGAUUAUUAGUAAUGCCAUAAUGAUUUUCGUUAAUUUUUUUUAAAAA
Molecule: messenger RNA, 2095 nt
Organism: Cucumis sativus (cucumber)
Lineage: Eukaryota; Viridiplantae; Streptophyta; Magnoliopsida; Cucurbitales; Cucurbitaceae
Product: tubulin gamma-2 chain
Exons: 15
Coding region: 223-1647 (474 amino acids)
Biological process (GO): microtubule nucleation; mitotic sister chromatid segregation; mitotic cell cycle
Cellular component (GO): centrosome; gamma-tubulin complex; microtubule
Molecular function (GO): GTP binding; structural constituent of cytoskeleton
Source: RefSeq, a predicted model, not a curated record